AAGACACGAGAUUAAUGGAAGGAGAUAAGAUCCAGAGGAAUAGGCAAGUGGGGAAGAAGAAGAAGAAGAAGAAGAAGGGAGAAGAAACAGCUGUUCUUUCUUUUCUAAAACCUCAAAAAAUCUAAAACCAGAUCUCAGUAAUUUAUCUGAGGAGGGAAGACAAAACAACAACAAACAGAAGAAGACGAAGAACAAGAUCUGUUCUGUUCUGUCUGAAACACAGAGAGAGACAAAGUCAACAACAACAAACACCGAGUCUUCCACGACGCCGUUUUAAGCAAAUCUUUUGUUUCUUUGGCUCAAAUCGGAGAAAUGGCCGGAGGGUUCGUCAGUCAAACGCCGGGUGUUCGUAACUAUAAUUACAAACUGACACCGAAAGUGUUCGUAACAUGUUUCAUCGGUGCUUUUGGUGGUCUCAUCUUCGGAUACGAUCUUGGGAUCUCAGGAGGGGUAACCUCGAUGGAGCCUUUCUUGGAAGAGUUCUUUCCUUACGUGUAUAAGAAGAUGAAGAGCGCACAUGAGAACGAGUACUGUCGAUUCGAUAGUCAGCUUCUCACUCUCUUCACUUCUUCUCUCUAUGUGGCGGCUUUGAUCUCUUCUCUCUUCGCCUCCACCAUUACUCGAGUUUUCGGUCGGAAAUGGUCCAUGUUCCUCGGUGGUUUCACCUUCUUCAUCGGCUCUGCUUUCAACGGCUUUGCCCAAAACAUCGCUAUGCUUCUCAUCGGUCGUAUACUACUCGGUUUCGGAGUCGGAUUCGCCAAUCAAUCUGUACCGGUUUAUUUAUCAGAAAUGGCUCCUCCGAAUCUAAGAGGAGCUUUUAACAACGGGUUCCAAGUUGCCAUUAUCUUUGGUAUUGUCGUUGCAACGAUCAUCAAUUACUUCACCGCUCAGAUGAAAGGAAACAUCGGAUGGAGAAUUUCUCUCGGAUUAGCUUGUGUCCCUGCAGUGAUGAUCAUGAUCGGAGCCCUGAUUCUUCCCGACACUCCUAACUCGCUCAUCGAACGUGGCUAUACCGAAGAGGCAAAGAAAAUGCUUCAAUCCAUCCGAGGAACAGAUGAGGUUGAUGAAGAAUUCCAAGAUCUCAUUGAUGCAAGUGAGGAGUCUAAGCAAGUGAAACACCCAUGGAGGAACAUCUUGCUUCCUCGUUAUAGACCACAACUGAUCAUGACUUGCUUCAUUCCUUUCUUUCAACAACUUACCGGAAUCAAUGUCAUUACCUUCUACGCACCCGUUUUGUUCCAAACCCUCGGGUUCGGUAGCAAAGCCUCCCUCCUAUCAGCUAUGGUAACCGGCAUCAUCGAGCUCUUGUGUACCUUCGUCUCUGUUUUCACAGUGGAUAGGUUCGGAAGAAGAAUCUUGUUCCUCCAAGGAGGUAUCCAAAUGCUUAUCUCUCAGAUUGCUAUUGGAAUCAUGAUUGGGGUCAAAUUCGGAGUGGCUGGAACAGGGAACAUAGGGAAAACAGAUGCUAAUCUGAUCGUGGCACUAAUCUGCAUCUACGUAGCGGGUUUCGCCUGGUCAUGGGGACCGUUGGGAUGGUUGGUUCCAAGUGAGAUAUCUCCACUAGAGAUCAGAUCAGCAGCUCAAGCCAUAAACGUAGCGGUGAACAUGUUCUUCACAUUCCUAGUGGCUCAGCUCUUCCUCACUAUGCUCUGUCACAUGAAAUUCGGACUAUUCUUCUUCUUCGCCUUCUUUGUCGUCAUAAUGACAAUAUUCAUCUACAUGAUGUUGCCUGAGACGAAGAAUGUGCCAAUCGAAGAGAUGAACAGAGUGUGGAAGGCACACUGGUUCUGGGGAAGGUUCAUACCUGAUGAAGCUGUUAACAUGGGUGCUGCUGAGAUGCAACAAAAAUCUGUAUGAUGAUGAAAACUUGAGUCUUGUAUGGGCAAACAAAAAAUUUAAAAGAGAAAGUGAGGAUUAUUAAGAUGCAAAUAAGAAAGAAAAAAUGUCAAAAAUGCCUUACUUCAUAAAAGAAAGCUCCUCUGUUUUUAGAUGCAGAGAUUUAGCUCUUUUUUUAGUUUUC
This is a messenger RNA of Capsella rubella, 2020 nucleotides long. RefSeq names its product sugar transport protein 4. Bases 313 to 1857 code for a protein of 514 amino acids. Gene Ontology annotation, molecular function: monosaccharide transmembrane transporter activity. The transcript has 5 exons. Gene Ontology annotation, cellular component: membrane. Gene Ontology annotation, biological process: monosaccharide transmembrane transport. Lineage: Eukaryota; Viridiplantae; Streptophyta; Magnoliopsida; Brassicales; Brassicaceae. The record is from RefSeq and is a predicted model, not a curated record.